CCGUGCGUUUGGACGGGACAGCGGUCCGGGUUACUCUUUGAAGGCGCAAGAAAUGCUGUGAAACUCUUGCUUUCCUGUUCCUCCUCCUCCUCCGCCGCUCAACCGUCGUUCGUCCGUGGCUACCGUCGCAUCCCCUGGAGAAGUCGCCGUCGCUUCUCCAACCAGUUGAAGGAAGGUGAAGUAACCCGCGAUAUCUAGGAUUUUAGGUUCUGGUUGUUGCCAAAAACGAGGUCCGGCCCUUUUCAUCGUGUUUCUAAAGUAGAUUACAUGGACGGGUUUCUACUUUUCAUAUAAAAGUUUCUGUGCAUUUGAACUGCGUCAUGUAGAGAGCAGUUGGUAUUCGACACACUAUUGGAGUAAAAAAUGCGGGGAAGUUAAACAAGUGGAAAAGGUUGGCCUCUUGGAGGAACGGUGAGUGAGAUAUUGCCAAACAAGUGGUUUUUAGAGGAAGGUGGCGAAGCAUUAUAAGUGUUGAUUUGCCUGAAAUGACAUCCAGAGUGCUCAAAGGACUUAUUUCCCCUCUUCUCAAGAGUCCUUCUAAAGCCUUGCCUUAUUUGGCCUCUCUGCACUCCAAUGUCACAAAUCCUUUUCCUUCAACCGUUGCAACUCUUGUUUUGCCUGCUAGAUGUUUCCGUUGCCAUCCCCCAUGGAACUCCAUCCUGAUUUUUCAGCCAUCGGUCAUGCAUAUUCACAGUUUGACUGAUACCCGACUGCCCAAGCGAAGACCAAGUGAUAAACCAAGAAGAAAGAGGGCAAGUUUGAAGCCUCCUGGACCUUAUGCUUGGGUGCCAUAUGUACCUGGAGAACCUAUAGCUAGCAAUCGACCCAAUGAAGGAAGUGUGAAGGGGAGGAACCAAAGAAAACGGAUGAAGCAGCGGCAAGCAUUUAUAGUGUCUGAGGCAAAAAAACGGAAGGCUGAGAUGAAAGAAGCAAGGCGGAAGAGGAACAUUGAGAGAAUAGAGAGGAAAAUGGCUGCUGUUGCUAGAGAUCGAGCUUGGGCGGAACGACUAGCAGAGUUGCAGAAACGUGAAUCUGAGAUGAAAGAAGCUGCCGCAUAAGUAAUCUCACGUCUGUGCUGAGAAGAAUUCUGACCUAGAAUUGCUCCAUGUACUGCUGUUCUUCAUUUGAUAGAUCUUGAGAUAAUUUUCUCAUGGAAAAAAGCUUCAGAAUUUUUUUUUUUGGGGCAUCUACUGAAUUUUGCUUGAUCUCCACUGAAAUUUUUUAUGAGGAUAAUUCCGUCGGUAUCUA
This is a messenger RNA of Nymphaea colorata (pocket water lily), 1248 nucleotides long. RefSeq lists its product as uncharacterized. The record is from RefSeq and is a predicted model, not a curated record. Bases 486 to 1058 code for a protein of 190 amino acids. The transcript is spliced from 6 exons. NCBI's taxonomy places the organism in Eukaryota, Viridiplantae, Streptophyta, Magnoliopsida, Nymphaeales, Nymphaeaceae. Gene Ontology annotation, cellular component: mitochondrion.